Molecule: messenger RNA, 1105 nt
Organism: Anthonomus grandis grandis
Lineage: Eukaryota; Metazoa; Arthropoda; Insecta; Coleoptera; Curculionidae
Gene: HemK2
Product: methyltransferase N6AMT1
Exons: 1
Coding region: 1-618 (205 amino acids)
Biological process (GO): methylation
Cellular component (GO): eRF1 methyltransferase complex
Molecular function (GO): nucleic acid binding; S-adenosylmethionine-dependent methyltransferase activity; protein methyltransferase activity
Source: RefSeq, a predicted model, not a curated record
AUGCCUCUACCAACCCCUCACUACAACUUGUCAAACCACCAAGAUGUUUAUGAACCAAGUGAAGAUACUUUUCUUUUUUUAGAUGCACUGGAAAAGGAAACAGAAUUUAUUAACAAAAAACAGCCUUUAUUUGCAUGUGAAGUUGGCUCAGGAAGUGGAAUUCUUAUAACAGGUUUAGCCAAUUUAUUAGCAAAUCCUUGUAUGUGUUUCAGUACAGAUAUUAACAUAAGUGCCUGUCAAGCAACCCAAUAUACAGCACAGCUCAAUAAUAAAACUGUAGAGGUUAUAGCAACAAAUCUAUUUGAUGGACUUACUUGUGAUUUUGAUAUAAUUUUAUUUAAUCCUCCAUAUGUUAUCACUAAUGAAAAUGAAGUUGUAGGCAGAGGAAUUAAUAGAGCUUAUGCCGGAGGCGAAUUAGGUAGACAAAUCACUGAUAGAUUUAUCGAAAAAUUGCCAAAGGUGCUAAGUAAGAAUGGAGUUUGUUAUUUGUUACUUUUAAAAGAGAAUAAUGUAACAGAGAUUGAAAAAAUGUUGACUAAGUUAGGAUUUAAAAGUGAGAUUGUUUUGGAAAGAAAAAUUCCAGGAGAGUAUUUAUAUGUUUACAAAAUAUAUAGGUAGUGUAGGAUAAAAAAAAACAACAUUUUUGAUAACAUAUAUUUUUUACAUAUUUGGCAAAAAAAGGUAUCGUUCUAAGUAUGGUAGUUUUCAAUAAAUGUCAGUCAGAAAUAUUUGUGUUAUAAAGUAAGAAACCUCUCUUAGGCGGCCGCUGAAAAGUGUCAAAGAGAAAAAAAGGCAAUUACACUUAGAAUUAGAAUAAUACAUUUUAAUUUUUAAUAACCAUUAUUUCAUGAAAACUUGAAAUAAUAGGUACAAAAAUGUAUUUAGUUUUAUUUUCUUAUAUAUUUGUUUAUAUUUUUUACUCUUGUGCUAAUUUUAGCAGCAUUUAUGCCUACUAAACUACGUUAACAAUAAUUAUUGUAGAAAAGGAUUCGCAGCCUGUGAGGAUGCUCUGAUUAGCUGAACAACAGAACUGUAGGUUAGCAGCAAAAAUAUCAUAUUUUGUAAUUUGUUUUUUUUUUUUAAUAUUAUCUUGUUUCAUUUUUUA